Molecule: messenger RNA, 7592 nt
Organism: Pelobates cultripes (western spadefoot toad)
Lineage: Eukaryota; Metazoa; Chordata; Amphibia; Anura; Pelobatidae
Source: the annotation of a GenBank genome assembly
AUGUUACCUGAUGUGUUACGAAACAUCAAAGGGAUUUUUCCCCAUUCUGCUGACCACAUGAUUUCUUUACUGACGGUACAUAUGUCCCUUUAAAAAUACUUUUAUGAUAAUUUGUAUGUGCACAGACACAAAUUGAACCAGUAAGUUUUGCUAAGAAUUUAGGUGCACUAGGUAACUUUAAUUAUUUAUUUUUUUCAGGAUAAUUGGUAUAACGACGAAUACAGCCAUUGUUGCAUAAGUGAUGAAGAUGAAAGGCCGACAUUCAAUCAUCAAUGUAAUAAUUCAACGGUAAUCACAUUGUUAGACAUUAACAUGAUAUAACGGCUACAAUCCAGAGAUUUCCGUAAAGCCAUUGGUUGAACCAAAACAGGGUGCUAUCUUCAGAUAUAUUGACAAAUCAUUGUUCCUUUCAGUGUCACAGGCUAGCAAAAGAUUAUUGCACCUCAGGCAUGAGACAAUUUAUUGGCGAUGUAUCAGUAUUAAAUUAGACAGACAUACAGACAGGCACACAGGCACACAGGCACACAGACAGACAGACCGAUCGACACAGGUAGGUAGACAGAUAGAUAGGUAGGUAGGUAGAUUGAUAGGUAGGUAGAUCGAAUCAAUAGAUAGAUAGUGUAUAAUGUCAUUGAAGGCACAAGAGAUAUGAAACAUGCGAUCUACUUAAAGGGGCACUGUCAAUUCCAAGAAUUUUGCACCAUCACAUAGACAGGUAAACGUUAGCUAUUGGUUAUGUUUGUCUUGACAACAUUUUCACACAAAACAUGAAAAUGAUAAAAUAAAAAAUAAAUUUAAAUCAUCCCACUGCUUUAUUCACCCCAGUGCAUGGUGCAAUCCAGUUUACUGGAGCAAGAAACUGGCACUUGUCCAGAAGUGACAGUUCCACUUUCACACAGCUUCUAUAACGGAACCAUAUAUAAACAUACACAUGCAAUGUAUGUAUCCUGUAUUCUAGACUGCCCAGCAUGGACUUGAAAUAUAGUAAUAGCUCAACCCUUUACCCUUAAAUACAUAUUUAUUGAUUAUUAAUAUUAUUAUUUUUAUUAUGACAUCCAUAAACAUAAGUGUAAACCAUCUUGAUGUAGUUUUAUAGUAGUUUCGUAGUUAUGUUACUACACUAGCUAUUUUGUAUAGCUACAGUACAUUUGUUCAUAAUGCAUUUUACAUGUUUCCCUCUAAAGAGUUGUGUUUAAUGAUUUUGUUGGCAAGAGUGAUAUUUUAAUUGAAAUAAAUUAUCUGAACAAAUAAAUGCAAAGACAGUUUUGUGAACACCAUCAUUUUUAUCAAAUUUAAAUACAAAGAUAUUGUGACUAACUUGAAGUGCUAUCAUGUACUGCAACUAAAUUUACACAGGGAUCUGACUACAAUUUCAGCUAUGAAAACACAGAUUAGGGGUUUCAAAUGUCCCUUCAGUUCUACGAUGCUGAUAACAUCUCGUCAUCGUGUGCAUAGUGCCUCAAUAAGAUUUAUUCACUAAACAACAAAUUGUCGAGAACGUAAAACCAAACUGCAAAAUAUUUUUUGGACAUUCAUUAUUUUAUACUUUUCAAAGGAUACAAAAUAUAUAUAAAAUAAAAACAAUAAAGGGAAACCAAUGAAGGGUCUUACAUGAGAAAAAAUGGCGUCAGAGUAAAUAAGGUCCCAAAAAAGGACAUAAUCUACAAAUGUGUUCAUUGCUAGAACACCAGCAACAACAUCGUCAAAAUGUUCCACACAGAGGAAGGCAGACAUGAAGAAGGAGGGAAGUAAAAACAGUGAUAGUACACGCAAUAGUACUUAGCAAGAUCGGACACCAAGGACCUCACUUGCCACCACCACCACCACAAUGAUGCUCUUCAAAACCAGGUUGCCCAAUAACAGGAAAGGUUAUCACCUCUGUUGUACAAAGAGGCUGCCGAAGUGCAAAAUCUGGGCAAAGACAGCCAAACUUUGAUUAUAUCUGAGAAGUUUACCAACUCAUCCUUUUUGUCUAAAUUUAGCAAUUUGGUUUUUAUUUUGCCACAAUUCACUAUUUAAUGAUUAAAGCACGUGUCACUGUGGAUAUCAGUUUCAAUGCAUAUUUUUUUUUUUAGAUUUUCUAAUAAUUUAGUAAUCAGAGCAGUUAGGAUUACUUCAACCAUUUUAUCUUGAUAUGUGUUGUGACUUACAGCAAAUGUUCCACUAGCUUGUACAAGCCUGUCACAACCGAUUCAAUUUUAUGAACUGAAUCAGGCUAAUGUUUGCAGGAGAAAGAGUUUCAAGAAUAAACAGCUUGAGAUGCAUGGGUGUUGUAUUGCUAGAACUCAUAACAUACUAUUACCUAUACAACUGGCAUGACUAAUGCUGUCUUGCACAAUAUUGAGUAAUUUGUUAAUAUUUCUUAUAUUUCUUGGUAUCUUACGUAGAUUCCUAUAAUAGUAGAUUUCAAUACGAUAAAGCAGUAAGUGAACAUGGUUUCACUUCCCAAAAUCUGCAAUGUCACAAUUAAUAACUUGCUUAUAUUUCCAUUUUGUAUUGUGUUGUUUCUACAGAAAGUGGAAGUUUUAUAUUUCUCAAAAUUCAGCAGCCAGCACUUGAUAUUAAAGUAAAAUGAGCUGUAACAACCAAGGCCUUAGUUCUAUAUUAUUGGCUGAAAAAAUUUAUGAUUCAUUUGCUUGUGGCCACGUUAGUACUGUGCUCUUGAGUAUGUGGGAGAGUACAAUACAUGGAGGAUCCUGGGAGGCCAUUGAAGCCUCCAUACAUCAUGUCACACUAUGAGAGAGAAGAUAUCUGAAUCCCACACCGCCAUCACUUGGGAUGGCUAUUGGGAUUGGACAAAAGUUGAUAACAGAGCUCCAAAUUUUGUCAACUUUUGCCAAAUCAAGGUUUGUCCAUGAGACAAAGUAGUCUCUAUAUUUCAUUAAAAUUCCAGUGCCUUCUGCAUUAGCAUAACAUAAAGAUUAUAUAUUUAUGAAUAUUAGAAAGUGACAGAGCCACUUUAAUACUACGGUCAUUUUAAUGUUUGAAUCACCAGCGUAGUUUCCAGAGAAAUGACCGUUCUCCUCUAACUAUUUGGAUUCUGGUAUCUCUGCCUAGGUUGUUAAAUGUCACAGAUGGUGUUGGGACAUGUCUCAAAGGUCUUUGUGAAUCAAAAAGAAAAAAUGUCAUAUUAUAAGAUAUAACAACACAAAGAAUUUUCAAAGGACUAAUUUUAGAAAAGUAAAAGAUUAAACUUCUUGCUUUCUGUUCUAGGCCAGAUAUAAAUAGGCAGCGUCAUAUAUAAGUAGUCAACAAAGGCAACCUAAAUCAUGGUUUAUCAGUUCAAUAAUUAGUUAAAUGAAAAUUGUAGGCAAUCUACAAGGUUCUAGUUUCAGUCCAAUCAUAUUUACAUUUAUUCCAUUUAGAAUUAUCUGUAUCUGUGUGUAAAUUUUUGCUGAUUACAGAAAAGGUGUAGAAUGAUGUGAGGGCAUUGUCCAUAAUAAGUAAGGACUAUAUAACCAAUCAAGACUGGCCAACAGUUAGUGAACAUUAAAUGCACAGUGAAUGGGGCAAUUCGUCUGUUGUCACCGUAUAUAUUUCACUUACAAUAUUAUUUGCACCAAAGCAGCUUUGGCCUAUUACAGUCUUAAUUCUCAUCUUCAUUUCCAUCUUAAUAAUACCCUUAGAGUCUAUUGCAAAUGCAUAAAAGCAACCAAUAUAAAUCAUUAUCAUAACUUAUACAUGUUCUGCCAAUUAAUUACCAUAGCACUGAAUAUGUUUAGUAAAGUGUAUAGCAACAAAAUGUAUUUCAUCAUACAGAAUCAAAGUGGAAUACACAGGAUGUUUAGGGUGUGUAUCAAACUCAGAGAAAUUAGAUGUAUUGUGGAUACUAAAGUGGCUGUACAUGCCAAGAGCAGCGGUAAAAUAAGUAUACCUGUUAAAGGAACACACAAAGAACCACAAUUACAAUCCCGUGUAGUUGUUAUGGUGUUAGAGGUUUCCUGGUAUCAAAUAUUGUUGCACCUGGAGUGUAAGGAAUUAAACCAUCUUAGAAUUGGUUGACAACAUAGAUGGGGUAAGCCCCCUGCAGUGAUACUGCCUUGCAGUGCAGGGAGGCUCUCAUUGGCUGAGAUUAGUCAGCCGUUGCUCUCAGGCAAAUGGUCUGGCUAUGCACGACAAGGCAUUACUCAUUAAGGCUAAUGAAAGCUCUUUGCAGGAGCUUCCAGUUCCACAGGAGGUGGUGACUAGUAUUAGACAUACUCCAGAUAAGCUGUCAAACCAUUCGCCCCUGGAACCUUAACCACAACUGUGGGCCGUAGUGGUUAUAAGGUUUAAAGAAUGCCUUAAAGGGACACUAUAGGCAUCAAAACAACUUUAAUGAAUUAAUGAAUUAAUUAACUAACUAGUUUUAGUAUAUAGAUCAUUCCUCUGCAGUCUCACUGCUCAAUUCUCUGCCAUACACCUUCCCUGGCUGUUACUCAAUCAGCUGUAUGAAUCAGAUGUUAACUUGCUUUAGAAUAUUUCAUCUCCUGUUCCAUACAUUAAACUUUAAUCACACACAGGAGGCUCCUGCAGGGUCUAGAUUGCUAUUAACAGAGCAUUAAUAGGAAAUGCUAAAUUAAAUAGAUUGUGCAAUAAAGGAAGUGUAAACAUUAGAUCUCUCAUUACAUGAAAUGUUUUGGAAGGCUGUGCAAGUCACAUGCAGGGAGGUGUGACUAAUGCUGCAUAAAUGCCAAAGUGCCUAAAUGGAAGAUAAUAAUUGCAGAUAACUGAAACUGCAGGAGCAUGAUCUAUGCACCAAAACUGCUUCAUUAAGCUAAAAUUGUUUUGGUGAUUAUAGUGUCCCUUUAACCUGAGAACAACACUAGCAUUGACAGAUGAUUUGACUAUAUUAUCAUUAGCUUUGUAACAUAAUGUAUUCAUUGAUUUUGUUUAUUUCCUAUAUUUAGGAUAUAUAACCAUCUGUAAAAACAUUUCUAUAGUGAGUCUUGGUCCAGUACCUUGAGUUUAAUAACUUUAUGAAUGUUGACAAUUAUUAAUUUUUUAAAAAUAUAUUUUUCCUGUUUAAGGCUAAUGCAUCUUACAUCACUAUUGGCACCAUAGCAACUCCACCUCAAUGAAGUUAUUAUGGAGCAUAGAGCUCCCAGCGCCAUCUUACCUUAAGGGGUUAAACCAUUAACGGAAACUUUAACCCCAAUCACUCUGCCAACCACUUUCUCUGCAAGUCCAAGGGUACUACCAGAACAACUUGGAUCUUUGCUCCGCCAAUAGGCUUGAUCCCCAUCCAGAAUAGUGAGUGAAAAAGAUAGGUACCUUUUUCACUAACUUUUUGGGGGUAUGGAUCUUGUGAUGGACAGAGAGCAUCGGCUGACACAUCAGGCCUAUUAACUGUGCUUGGUCUGUGGCAUCACCCAGAGAAGAAGUAGAUUAUACCUUUAAGUUAGGAUGGCACCUGGGAAAUGAAAGCACCAUAACAACUUAAUUGUGAUGAAAUUGUUAGGGUACCUGAAUUGUAAUUUUAUUAUUAGAUGACCUAUGACAAAAUUAUUAAAAUGUUUUAUUUUUCAGAACAACUGUACUAAACUGAAUUCCUAUAAUCCAGAACUAAUUUUUCAGUGCAGCAACAGCGAGGUAAUUACUAUUAGCAUAUAUUGUGUUAUGUAUUAAUAUGUAAAUUGUGUAAUGGUGGGAGGUGUUUUCUUUUUAAUGUAAACAUAAAAGACACAAGUUUGUUUAAUUAUCACAUUUUGAUGUACCCCCUAACACUACUGUAUUUGCUGGUACAAACAGAGGAGUACUAGUGAUUCUAUAUUUUAAUUUAUUAAUUAAAUAUAAAUGUUAUAUAGAUGUUAAUAGUACAUUGUGUGCAAGACAAAUACCAAUAAUAAUAAUAAGUAGAAUCACCCAGUAGUUGGAGUCUGAGUGGCUUUAUACAAUCUUCACUAGGCUGUGGCUGGGGUUAGAUUAUUUUGCCUCUCUGCCAUUGGCUACAAGAAUAUGUUAACAGUUUCUGUGAAUUAAAUCACAGAAUCACUCUGGCACCACUAACUCACCCAACUACAGUUCUACAUUCAUUUGUAUCCAUUAAACAAAUUCCAUCAGCAUACCUUUACUUGUAUACAUCGUGAUAGGUGACAUGUCCACCUCCAGGGAACAAGAUUCUGGAUUUCAUGUGAAAUUCAGCAUACAAGCAAUGCACAUAUUUAAACCAUAUUAGAGGUUGCAUGAUAAGUUUAAAGGGACACUGUAGGCACUGUAACUGCUUCAUCUCACGGAGGUGGUUACAUAGUCUGGAGUCCCCUACUUCAGUCUUUCUAUUUAGUGUUAAACCAUUUUAAUGGUUUUAAUGCUAAAUAAGAUCGCCGGACUGGCCAUCAGGCAUACAGGGCAAAUGUAUGGCCAUGGGCCGAGGCCGACUGGGGAGAUCAGUGUACCUCCCCUGCCGGCCCAUGCCUGGCCAGUACUAUACAAGCACAGGCCCUGCUUUCUACCAACCAGCCCACAGGCACUGAGAUGCGGCCACCAACAGGGGAGGGUGGGAGAGAAGACCCAGGGGAGCUCUAUCGUGCAGCACCUAUCUGGGUUUCCUCUCGCAAGGCGUUUCCGCUUUUACUAUGGUUACUAUGGCAAUGAUCCGAUAAUACACAUAUAUAUGUUUACUUUUUAUCCCACAGCACCCCAAACAUCACACUACACCCAAACACCACACUACACCGCAAACACCACAUUGCACCCCUCACACACACACUGCACCCCAAACACCACAGAGCACCCCAAACACACAGUGCACUACCCCCCCCCACACACACACAAACAAACACUGCACCCCAAGCACCACAGAGCAACCUAAACACCACACAGCUCCUCUCACACACAGUGCACCCCCCCCACACACAGUGCCUAUGCACACUCUGGGUCCUCCACACAAACACUAGAUCCCCUACGCACACAGUAGACCCCUACAGACACACACUGCACCACCUACACACACUACAUUAAUGACAUACAACCUCUGGAUCCCCUGUGAACACACAAGAUCCCCUGUAAGCAAGCAUACACUACUUUCCCUAAACACACACACUUUACAACCCCUACACACACUACAUUAUCUAUACACACAUACACUACAGCCCCUAUGCACACACUCGCUACAUCCCUUAUGCUCACACUCUCUCACUCUCUACAGCCCCUAGCCAUACAUAUUACACCACAAACACAACACAACUGAAACUGACAUUUACACAAAACACCACACCACAAUCAACUCACUCUACACACACGCAAUCCCUCAAGCAGGCUCUAAACACAUGUACAAUACGUAGAACAAAUACAGGGCCUUUUUUCAUACGAGAAUUCUGAGCAUUGAACCAACAUGCUCACUUUGAGUGGGGGUGUGCUUGUCAUUGGGCCACUGUGAAUUAAAAAUGCCCGGGCCGAAUUUUCCAUAGCCAAAUGUACCACCCUAACUCCUCCCACAGUUUUUACACUACAUAGACCGUAAUAUACCGAAACGUGCGGAUUGUUCCCGAUUGGAUUGCUAUUACUUUGUGGAACGUUUCGCCGAAAGGUUCACGGAAUAUCGUCGUUCUUGUGGCGAAAUUGGUCCCAUAGGAAUGAAUGGCAAAACUAGAGUGGGAGCUGGCAAAAGCUGA